Emys orbicularis (European pond turtle) is the source of this 1095-nucleotide messenger RNA. It is a transcript of the gene ELF3, whose product is annotated as E74 like ETS transcription factor 3. Gene Ontology annotation, biological process: cell differentiation; regulation of transcription by RNA polymerase II. Lineage: Eukaryota; Metazoa; Chordata; Testudines; Emydidae. The record is from RefSeq and is a predicted model, not a curated record. Gene Ontology annotation, molecular function: sequence-specific DNA binding; DNA-binding transcription factor activity, RNA polymerase II-specific. The transcript has 8 exons. The coding region runs from base 1 to 1095 and encodes 364 amino acids. Gene Ontology annotation, cellular component: nucleus.
AUGGCGGGAUCCUGCGAGAUCAGCAACAUCUUCUCUAACUACAUCAGCGCCAUGUACCAGCCGGAGGAGGCUCAGCCCCCCAUGGAACUGCUGGCCCACCUGGGGAAGGAGGACAACCUCGCGUUGCCUGCAGAGACCACAGCAGAGAAGCCGGCGUGGUUCGGUGAGCUCCCGUACUUCUGGAGCAAGGCACAGGUGCUGGAGUGGAUCGGCUACCACGUGGAGAAGAACAAGUACGACGCCAGCGCCAUCAACUUCUCCUGCUGCAACAUGGACGGCUACACGCUCUGCCACUGCACGCAGGAGCAGCUGCGGCUCAUUUUCGGGCCGCUUGGGGACGAGCUCUACACCCGCCUCCAUGAGAUCGUCUCAGUCUCGGAUGAGCUGACCUGGAUCAUUGACCUGCUAGAGAAAGAGGACAUGUCUUCCCAAGAGAUCUUCCAGGACUCCGAGCUGGGAAACUUGUGCACGAAGGAAUCCCUGGAGGAGAUGAAAUCCACAAACCCUUUCUACCAGGCAGACUUCAGCUACGUUUCCGGUGCCCUGUCUCCAGGCAGCUCUGACAUCUCUGUCUCAGGGACCGGGAUGUCCCACAGCCCCAACUCCCAAGACUCCGGUGGAAGUGACAUAGAUCCCGACCCGACAGAAGUGAAGUUGUUCUCCUCUGACGAUGGCUUUGCCGACUAUGACAAAGAGGACAUCAAGCAUGGGAAGCGGAAAAGAGGCAGGCCCCGGAAAUUCAGCAAGGAGAACAGAGACUGCCUGGAGACCAAGAAGAGCAAGCACUCCCCGAGAGGGACUCACCUGUGGGAGUUUAUCCGGGACAUCCUGCUCCACCCCGAGCUGAACGAGGGGCUGAUGAAGUGGGAGGACCGACGCGAGGGCGUCUUCAAGUUCCUCCGCUCCGAGGCGGUGGCUCAGCUCUGGGGGCAGAAGAAGAAGAACAGCAGCAUGACCUACGAGAAGCUGAGCCGGGCCAUGAGGUACUACUACAAGCGGGAAAUCCUGGAGCGGGUCGACGGGAGGCGGCUGGUUUACAAGUUUGGGAAGAACUCCAGCGGCUGGAAGGAGGAGGAAGUAUUGAACCGAAAGUAA